AUGGCUCAAAGCGAUCGUCCUGCGCAAGAGCCAGCCUCGACGACGGACCAUGCCGCCAAUUUGCAAAGCCUGUGGCGGAGACUCUUUGGGAGGGACAAUGGCGCCCCUGUACCUACGGACGCCUCGUCUAAGCAGGGCUCUCAGCAAGUUGACGAUCCCAAACCUGGUCUCAUACGUCGAGUCUCGAGAAAGGUUGUGCCCGGUCUACCGAGGGCCCAAACGUUUAAGAGGCAGCAGUCGGAGCUGCGGGACAAGCUAGAACCUGUGCAACCAACCCCCGCAGAACGAAGGGCCGUAUCUGUCGAUAGAAGACUACAGGCUUCACAGAAUGGGUCUCUGAACCAGUCCAAUCCUCGAAGCAGCGCCCCGGACUUCAUCAUCCACUCAUUUGGUGUGGCGCCCUCAAUACCCUCGAUAUCCUCUGUCCCCUCGUUACCUACCAGUCCCCUGGAAGAGAAGAUGCUUGAUGCCAUCGAACCACAACCCGAACCACCCGCCCAACCCGACGCGCCUGUGAAGGAGCCGGAGGUUGAAGAUCUGCCGCAUGUCCCAGACGCUGUUUCGAUCGCAGAUGCCCACUCCGUCACCACCUCGCAAUACGAUGCCAUGAUCCACGAUGAGCUGGAACGGGUGUGGAUCCUCAACCUGUCCAUGCACUUCCGGGAUAAGUCUAAGCGGGAGAAGUUCUUCGUCACCUACCGGGAGCGGCCCACCCUCUGGCGUCGCGUCACCGUCUCCCUGGACUAUCGCAAUGCCCCAGAAAACUCGUUGGAGUUGGAGCUCGCCCAUACCAAGUUUCAACGCGAUAAAAGUGCCAAGAUCUAUGAGGCGAUCCGAGAAAGCCUUGUGGACAUACAAUUCUAUGACACGGUGACCAACCUCAAACUGCAGACAACCGAAGGCAGGCUCCAUGUCCAUGUGGUAGAGGACGUCAAUGAAAUCAUCCACUACCCGAGCGCCCGCACGAUUCAGCACAUGAGGUGCAAUCGGGUAAAAGAGCGAGACAUCGAGUUUGACUCUCACAUGUCCGGCUUCGUGUAUAAGGUGAGAGUCAACGAUGAGGUCCUCAUCAAAAAGGAAAUCCCCGGCCCGGACACGGUAGAUGAGUUCUUGUACGAGAUCAACGCUCUCAGCCGGCUCAAGCACUCCAACAGCGUCAUCAAAUUCUACGGUGUCAUCGUCGACGACCGCCAGGAGUACGUCAAGGGCCUGCUCAUCAGCUACGCCGAACAGGGGGCGCUCGUCGAUCUCAUAUACGACAGCGACCACGGCCUGCCGUGGCCGACACGCGAGAGAUGGGCCAGGCAGAUCGUGCAGGGCCUCUCGGAGAUCCACGAGGCAGGAUUUGUGCAGGGCGACUUUACCCUCUCCAAUAUCGUCGUUGACGGCGAAGGUGAUGCUAAAAUUAUAGACAUCAACAGACGAGGCUGCCCUGUCGGCUGGGAGCCUCCGGAGGCAACUCCACUAAUCGAAAACAAUCAGCGCAUUUCCAUGUACAUUGGCGUAAAAUCCGAUCUGUAUCAACUCGGCAUGGUGUUGUGGGCUCUUGCAACCCAGGAGGAUGAGCCCGAGGCCCAUGGUCGACCGUUGCGCAUCGGCCCCGACCCCCUGGUUCCAAUCUGGUAUCGAAGAAUAGUUGAGAUAUGUCUCAGCGAAGACCCACGGAUGCGGAUGCAGGCUCUUCACCUGCUGUCGAUGAUGCCCGAACCCGAGAUGCAGGACCCGUCUAAACUCGACCCCCAGUAUAGCCAUCACAGUAUUCCCUCCAUCUCGGUUGACGAUGACAUUUCCAGGCACGAAUAUCUGGUUGACGAUUAUCAUUCCCCGUCUUACCCGUGGGUCCGACCCGUCCAUCCGCCGACCGAUUGGUCAUACGUUAGUUGGGGACCGUCCUAUGUGAACCCGACCACAGUCAUGUCUGACGACGCAUACUUCUACCCGACCAGAGGCAGGUCACCUCCGUCACCUCUUCCGAGUACUCACGGCGAGUGCCCGGAACCAAGAUUUGGACGCCGGUGGCCUGCGAGUUACGAUGCCUCUCAGACAACACCGUCCGUGGACGACACAGCGCCAGUUGAAGUCGAGGAAGGCCGGAAGAGCGUUACGCCUCGUACCAGUAAAGGUUCUUUGCCCGCCGCGCAGGACUCAACCGAAGCUGAGCGGACAUCAGUGGAGGUCACGCUGCCCAAUGGAUCGACCCGACCAGACGCCGAGGUUGAUAUUGACCAACGCUCCGACAACAUGACAACACCAGUACAGGAACCUGGGAAGCCCCAUGAUGAGGUGACGGAGGUUGACUUGGCCAGUCAACUGGAAGGAAUCGGCGAACAUGAGUUGGCAGCGCCAGGCCUGGGGCUACCGGAGUCGGGGAGGACAGAACCCGAACAGGAGCGACAGAGGAGCGAGGAAUCAUUCAUACCAUCUCGUGGUAGUCACCCGGAGCCGGACCCUGCGAGAGGUCAAGCUCAGCCCAUACCAGAAAUUGAAAUCAACGGGCGGGCCGAUGACGAGGCUGGAGGUAUAAUAACAGUAGGGGAGGCCGGCUCCCCGACAGAUAUCCGCCCCCACUCGGCAUCUUCCCCGUCUAGGGACCCGAUACCAAACCCAUACUCGAGGAUACGCCGGACUAUUUGA
This is a messenger RNA of Phialemonium atrogriseum, 2634 nucleotides long. RefSeq lists its product as uncharacterized. The coding region runs from base 1 to 2634 and encodes 877 amino acids. Gene Ontology annotation, molecular function: protein serine/threonine kinase activity; ATP binding. The record is from RefSeq and is a predicted model, not a curated record. Lineage: Eukaryota; Fungi; Ascomycota; Sordariomycetes; Cephalothecales; Cephalothecaceae. The transcript has 4 exons. Gene Ontology annotation, biological process: peptidyl-serine phosphorylation.